AUGACAACAGGAGGAAGGCAGGGGUGCCUCCUAAGCCCCCUGCUGUUCAUCACUGCACUGGACUGGAUUAUGAGAGAAACCACAGAGGGGGGAAGAACCGGGAUACAAUGGACACUGCUGAGCAUGCUAUAUGACUUGGACUUCGCUUACGAUCUUGCCCUCUUGAGCUACAGCAUUGGACAAAUGAGAGGGAAGAUGCAGAAGCUGGAGGACAAUUCAGGCCGAGUGGGACUGACAGUAAAUGCCACGAAGGCGAUGCGCGUUAAAACAAUAGGGAACGCGAAACCAGUGAGCUGCAGAGGGGUAGAGCUGGAAAUAGUGAAAGACUUUACCUACCUAGGAAGUGUCAUCAGUAGUAGUGGCGGGGCUGAAAUGGACAUUGAGGCCCGCAUAGGAAAAGCUAAGGCAGCGUUCGCUCAGCUAAAACCAGUCUGGAAGGCAAGGAACAUCUCUCUGAAAACUAAACUGCGAAUCUUCGAGUCCAACGUCCUGUUGUAUGGCUGUGAGACGUGGGGACUGACACAAGCAAACAUCAAGAAACUCCAGACCUUCAUCAACGCGAGGCUCCGCUAUAUACUCGGGAUCUGGUGGCCCAGGAAGGUCAGUAACCAAGACCUUCUGGAGAUAGCAGGACAAGAAAGAGUGGAGAUGACCAUCAGAAGGCGUAAAUGGAGAUGGAUAGGACACACGCUAAGAAAACCCCCAGAAUCCAUCACUAGAACUGCCCUUGACUGGGACCCCCAAGGGAGACGGAAGAGGGGAAGACCGCGGUUGUCCUGGAAGAGAGGUGUCAGGAAGGACCUAACAGCAGCCAACACCUCGUGGCAAGAGGUGAAGAAGAUCGCAAGGGAUCGAGGGAGGUGGAGAUCUUUCACUGAAGCCCUGUGCUCUAGGACGGGCUAA
This is a messenger RNA of Branchiostoma belcheri (Belcher's lancelet), 903 nucleotides long. RefSeq lists its product as uncharacterized. Bases 1 to 903 code for a protein of 300 amino acids. The transcript has a single exon. The record is from RefSeq and is a predicted model, not a curated record. Lineage: Eukaryota; Metazoa; Chordata; Leptocardii; Amphioxiformes; Branchiostomatidae.